GUGGUGGUGCUGCCGUUGCCCCCGCCCUGCCGGCGGAGCCCGGGAGCUGAGCGCCCACUGACCCCGGGCUGGGAGAAGGAGGAGGAGGAGGGAGGAGGAGGAGGAGAAGGAGGAGGAGGAGGAGGAGGAGGAGGGACCCAGCGCAGGAAGCUGAGCAGGAAGCGAGCCCGGCAGCCGCGCUUUCCUGGGGAAGCAGCGGGCGGGACGGCCAGCGGGGCCGGGAUCUGAGGUCGCCGCUUGGAUGGGGUAUUGACAAAUCUCCUCGGACUUCGGAAGGCUGAAUGGAGCAGUCAUGAAGAGCCUCAAAGCGAAGUUUCGGAAGAGCGACACAAAUGAGUGGAACAAGAAUGAUGACCGUCUGCUGCAAGCUGUGGAGAAUGGAGAUGCCGAGAAGGUGGCCUCGCUGCUGGGCAAGAAAGGGGCCAGUGCCACCAAGCAGGACAGUGAGGGCAAGACCGCUUUCCACCUUGCUGCUGCGAAAGGACACGUGGAAUGUCUCAAGGUCAUGGUUACACAUGGAGUGGAUGUGACUGCCCAAGAUUCUUCUGGUCACAGUGCUUUACAUAUCGCAGCCAAAAAUGGCCACCCAGAAUACAUCAAGAAGCUACUUCAGUACAAGAGCCCAGCCGAAAGCAUUGACAACUCGGGGAAAACAGCUUUACAUUACGCAGCGGCACAGGGAUGCCUUCAGGCUGUGCAGGUCCUCUGCGAACACAAGAGCCCCAUAAACCUUAAAGACGUGGAUGGGAACAUACCCCUGCUUGUCGCAGUACAAAACGGCCACAGUGAGGCCUGCCACUUCCUCCUGGAUCACGGUGCAGAUGUCAAUUCCAGGGACAAAAAUGGAAGAACCGCUCUCAUGCUGGCUUGUGAAACUGGCAGCUGUAACACUGUGGAAACCUUAAUUAAAAAGGGAGCAGACCUGAACCUUGUAGAUUCUCUUGGACACAAUGCCUUAUAUUAUUCCAAACUCUCGGAAAAUGCAGGAAUUCAAAGCCUUCUAUUAUCAAAAAUCUCUCAGGAUGCUGAUUUAAAGACUCCAACAAAACCAAAGCAGUUGAGUGAUGUGUCUUCCCCACGAUCGAUAACAUCUACACCACUUUCAGGAAAGGAAUCAGUAUUUUUUGCUGAAGCUCCCUUUAAGGCUGAGAUCAGCUCCAUACAAGAAAACAAAGACAGACUGAGCGACAGUACUGCAGGUGCUGACAGCUUAUUGGAUAUAAGUUCUGAAGCCGACCAACAAGAUCUUCUCGUCCUGUUGCAAGCAAAAGUCGCUUCCCUUACCUUACACAAUAAGGAGUUACAAGAUAAAUUGCAGGCCAAAUCGCCCAAGGAAGCUGAAGCCGACCAAAGCUUUCAAUCUUUCCAUUCCACCCAGACUGACCUGGCCCCAUCCCCAGGCAAAGCUAGUGAUGUCCCUUCCUCCGGUGCCAAAUCACCCCCACCCAUUGAGCAUCCAUCGGGGACAUCCACCACUGACAAUGAUGUCAUAAUCCAGCGGCUACAAGAUACCUUGCAUGAUUUGCAGAAGAGAUUGGAGAGCUCCGAAGCCGAGAAGAAGCAGCUCCAGGAUGAACUCCAGUCACAAAGGACAGACCUGCUGUGCUUGAACAACACGGAGAUCUCAGAGAAUGGCUCUGACCUCAGUCAGAAGCUCAAAGAAACUCAGAGCAAGUACGAAGAGGCCAUGAAAGAAGUCCUAAGCAUGCAGAAGCAGAUGAAGCUGGGUCUCCUCUCCCAUGAGAGCCCAGAUGGCUACUCACAUCUCCGAGAGGCGCGGGUCACUGAUGAAGAUGUUGACACACUAAAGCAAGACCUGCAGAAAGCUCUGGAAGAAAGUGAAAAGAAUAAGGAGCGGGUGCGGGAGUUAGAGAUAAAGCUUGUGGAGAAGGAGAAGGAAAAGGCUGAAGCACCUAAGCCACCUGCAGAGGUCUGUGAAGAGAUGAAAACCUCGUACUGCUCUGUUAUCGAGAAUAUGAAUAAGGAGAAGGCAUUUUUGUUUGAGAAAUACCAGCAGGCCCAAGAAGAAAUCAUGAAACUAAAAGACACGCUAAAAAGUCAGAUGCCACAGGAAGCCCCCGAUGACUCUGGGGAUAUGAAAGAGGCCAUGAACAGGAUGAUUGAUGAACUCAAUAAACAGGUGAGCGAGCUGUCACAGCUGUACAGGGAGGCCCAGGCUGAGCUGGAGGAUUACAGGAAGAGGAAAUCUCUAGAAGAUGCAGCCGAAUAUAUUCACAAAGCAGAACACGAGAGGCUGAUGCACGUGUCAAACCUGUCCAGGGCCAAAUCAGAAGAAGCGCUGUCCGAGAUGAAGUCUCAGUAUUCCAAAGUGUUGAACGAGUUGACUCAGCUCAAACAGCUGGUGGACGCACACAAAGAGAACUCCGUGUCCAUCACUGAACAUUUGCAGGUGAUAACCACGCUGCGGACGACGGCCAAAGAGAUGGAAGAAAACAUAAGCACCCUCAAAGAGCGCCUUGCAAACAAGGAAGCGGAAGUCGCAAAGCUGGAGAAACAGCUCGUAGAAGAGAAAGCUGCUAUGAGCGACGCAAUGGUCCCCAAGUCUUCCUACGAGAAGCUCCAGGCCUCCCUGGAGAGCGAAGUCAGUGCGUUAGCCACGAAGUUAAAGGAGUCGGUAAAAGAGAAAGAGAAAGCCCAUUCCGAGGUCGUGCAGGUUCGAAGUGAGGUCUCACAGGCGAAAAAGGAAAAGGAAAACAUCCAGGCUCUCUUGAAAUCCAAAGAGCAGGAAGUAACUGAACUGGUGCAGAAAUUCCAGCGAGCUCAGGAAGAACUGGCCGGGAUGAAAAGAUGUUCGGAGACCUCCUCGAAGCUGGAGGAGGAUAAAGAUGAAAAGAUAAAUGAAAUGACCAGGGAGGUCCUGAAGCUGAAGGAGGCCCUGAACAGCCUCUCGCAGCUCUCCUACUCCACGAGUUCAUCCAAGAGGCAGGCCCAGCAACUGGAAAUGCUGCAGCAGCAGGUCAAGCAGCUGCAGAGCCAGCUGGCUGAAUGUAAGAAACAACACCAGGAGGUCGUAUCAGUUUACAGAAUGCAUCUUCUAUAUGCUGUUCAGGGCCAAAUGGAUGAAGAUGUCCAGAAAGUCUUGAAGCAGAUCCUCACCAUGUGUAAAAGCCAGUCUCAGAAGAAGUAAAGCUGAUUUCUUGGCAGGACACUGCCCCUUGUUGCCUUUCUUUGUGUUAGAUCUGCCGUUGUCACUGACCACUGCCGUUGUUCUGACCCAUGGUGUGCACUGUGACCUAGCAUAGCUUCUUUUCCAGAGGUUUCUGGGGCCAGUCCCAAGAGAAGAUGCCCUCUGCAGAACUGCAUGGGUACUCCAGACCAGCAGAGGCGAAUACCCUGCUAUCGCUUCAGAAUCUAGAACUGGGAUCAGCCACGCCCAAAAGUCUGGUUUACCUUGCUUGGUACCUGACCAUUCGAGCGGCUUCACUGAGUGAUCUGCUGAGGCCUCCAUGCAGUGAGUGGCCCUUGACCCCCACCUUUGGAAAGUGCCAUUCAGCACAGGAGAGCAUUUUGCCUUCCACUCCCUAAACAUGAUUUAGUUCUUAACCAAACUAAAGUGAUUGUAGAAGUGAGUGCUUAAGACCCUUCAUCCUGUGGAUUUAAAACCUCUCCUCUGUCCCCCAGCUGCCUUAAGUCUCAUCACCCUACUUAUGGUCUCACAGUUUGGUGAGUACUGUUAACUAAAAUACCAAGUUUUAAACCAAGAGUGAACUCUCCUUAAAAGUUUUUGAGUAAAUCAACAUAUUGCAAUUUUUCUAUGCAAACUUGCCUAGAAAACUCUCCACAAUGCUCAGGAAGUCCAGAUAUUUGUAUUUCAACAAAGGACAGUAAACUAUGUGUUUACAGCCAAAAGACAUGCCUCAUGGUUCUUAACCUCAAUUUUUAAAAUGUGUUUUUUUUCCUCUAUGAUAUUUUUAUUGGCUUUUAAAGAUGUUUUCAUAGCAAAAGCCCUAAGUAAGUGAGAUUAGAUUAUAUUAACAUUAUUUUUAGAUAAACAUACUUAAGACUUCUUAAAAAUGCAACUUUUUCCUCAAAAGUUUUCAGAGGGUAGUUAUAUAUUCCAAACUCAGUAUGAGCUGCCACCUAGGACUUUCUGUAGUCUACUUCUGAAUGCAGUAAAUCCUCUUUUUGCCCAUCGAAUUUGUAAACACCCCAAACUCUAGCACCCAUGAAUGAUUCCUGAAAGGACUGUCAUUUCCAAUCAGCUUCUACAUGUUGAAAGUAAAAGUUCCACCACGGCAGCGUGGUGCAUAGCAAAAGUCUCGGGGGAAAUAUGCCUGUUGACCUUACUUUCAGAUGAAAAAGGUUCGGCUUGCUUGCAGCUUCUCUUAUGGCCCCGGUCAUGAGGGCGGGAAAUGAAAUAAAGAACUUUUGGUGUGUUACUAAAAGCAGAGGUGCACUCUGACAUGGGCCCAUCGACUGCAGGGCUGCUUGGCUCUGAGGCCACUUGGCUGAAUUGGGUAUAUUCAUCUGUCUUAGGUAAUGAUCAAUACCAGCAAAACAAAAGUGGCUUUAGGUUGGUGGUGGUACUUUUCUUAAGUUGUCUGAUUACAGUUAAGCAUUUCUCAAAAUGGCCCCAAAGAAAUGUGAAAGGAUUUGUUUGCCAUGGGACUUAAGAAAUGACAAAGCCACCUCCCUUUGUGCCCCACACAGAAAUGCUGCAGAGUGUAAAACUUGAGACAUUGUGUAGGAUCCCUGACAAAGUGUAGCCUUUUUCUUGUGUCAGGAUUGCAUAUUUAUUACAAGUAUUCUGGUUAAAUAUUGAAAAGUUAUAUGCUGUAGUUUUAGCAUUUUUUUUUUUUGUCUUUGUAAUUUACAGAAAUUAUUGCAGAAAAUAAACGUGGUUCAUUUUGCAUUCCUUUUAUUGA
Molecule: messenger RNA, 4886 nt
Organism: Arvicanthis niloticus (Nile rat)
Lineage: Eukaryota; Metazoa; Chordata; Mammalia; Rodentia; Muridae
Gene: Rai14
Product: retinoic acid induced 14
Molecular function (GO): actin binding
Source: RefSeq, a predicted model, not a curated record